UAUUCUUAAGAAUUCAGUUGCGUUAUAUUUUCAAAAACAAUUUAUUAAGAAGACGUUUUAGUUAUUAUGGUGCAAAAGUAAAAAGAGUAAGAGUACUUAUCACGGUUAAAUUCAAUUGGCAAAAUUUAUAUCUAUUAGUUUAAUAGUAAAAAGAAAUAUACUGGCAACAAUACAUCAUUUUCGCGUUCGGCAAGCGCAUGUUGUUAAACCUAUUUCCUGUUUUCUAAAAAACACUAAAUUGUGUAAUAAGAAAAAGGGCAAUUUUUAAGUAAUAAGAAACCGAAAUUAUGAAUACUGUGAAGAGGGUUUGUUGUAUUGGAGCUGGUUAUGUGGGUGGACCUACAUGCUCUGUAAUGGCACUCAAGUGUCCUGACAUUACGGUGACAGUAGUAGAUCAGAGCUCAGAACGUAUAGCACAAUGGAAUUCCGACAAACUCCCAAUUUACGAACCCGGACUAGAUGAGGUCGUUAAAAAAUGUCGUAAUGUAAACUUAUUCUUUUCAACGGAUAUUGAAACUGCUAUUAAAGAGGCGGAGUUAAUAUUCAUAUCAGUCAAUACGCCUACAAAAACCUUUGGUAAUGGCAAAGGUCGUGCUGCCGAUUUGAAAUAUGUAGAAGGUGCUGCUCGCAUGAUUGCUGAUAUAGCCCAAUCUAAUAAGAUAGUGGUUGAAAAAAGUACUGUACCAGUGCGAGCGGCCGAAAGCAUUAUGCAUAUACUACAUGCGAAUCAAAAACCUGGCAUACGUUAUGAUAUCCUUUCGAAUCCGGAAUUUUUGGCUGAAGGUACUGCGAUUGAAGAUCUUUUGCACGCAGACCGUGUACUUAUCGGUGGCGAGGAGACCAGAGACGGUUCUAAAGCUAUAGAUAAACUUUCGUGGAUAUAUCAACAUUGGAUACCUAAAGAGAAUAUACUUACCACGAAUACGUGGAGUUCCGAACUAUCAAAAUUAGCUGCUAACGCUUUUCUCGCUCAACGCAUUUCGAGUAUUAAUUCAUUAUCGGCAGUGUGCGAAGCAACGGGAGCCGAUGUAUCUGAGGUGGCGCGGGCGGUUGGCUUAGACACACGUAUUGGCUCAAAGUUUUUAGAAGCGUCUGUUGGAUUUGGGGGAAGCUGUUUUCAAAAAGACAUACUCAAUCUGGUAUAUAUAUGUGAAGGACUAAACUUACCAGAAGUGGCAGCAUAUUGGCAGCAAGUCAUUGAUAUGAACGAAUAUCAGAAAAACAGAUUCUCGCAGAAGAUUAUCGAAAGUCUUUUCAAUACGGUCUCCAAUAAGCACAUCUGCAUUUUGGGGUUUGCUUUUAAGAAAAAUACGGGUGAUACUCGUGAAACAGCUGCCAUUACAGUAUGUAAAACUUUAUUGGAAGAGGGGGCCAAAUUGGAUAUCUAUGAUCCUAAAGUCGAGCCGGAACAAAUCAUAGAUGACUUAACACAUCCCUGUGUUACAGAAUCUCCUGAAAGUGUUAAACAAGCCGUACAGAUACACAGCGAUCCCUAUAGCGCUGUCAGAGGAACACAUGCUAUUGUCUUGUGUACCGAAUGGGAUGAAUUUAUAACUCUUAACUAUCAACGUAUCUAUCAGUCUAUGAUGAAGCCAGCUUAUGUGUUUGACGGCCGUAAGAUUCUUGACCAUGAGCGUUUGCAGCAAAUGGGUUUUCACGUGCAAACUAUAGGCAAAAAAUAUCAUCGCAGUGGCGUAUUGCGUUCCUGGGGCAGUGUGCCUCAAUUGUAGAAUUUCACUUUGGGGCACAAAAAACAACUUUACUAAUGUUUAAAUUCAAAGCUCUUAUUCACAAAACAAUCACAAAUGUUUACGUAUUAUUCAAUUUAUUCUAUUGUAUACGUUCCGGCUAAUUGAAUAGCGGAAGAUAAACAACUGCUGCACAGUAUUGAAUACAAGUAUAUACUCUUUCUUCGUUUUUUUUUUUUUUUUUUUUCUUUUGUUAAAGAUUAUUAAUUUUUUUUUUUUUUCAUUGUUCUUUGUGUGUAUUGUAAAUAAACGAGUAUUUUAUCCGACCUAUAUAUCAAAAUAUAUAUAUGUAAAGUAUAAAAUAAGACGAUAAAUCACGAUUACUUAAAUGCAAAAAUAACGGGGCAAUACUUAGUUUCAAUACAUACAUAUGUACGCAUUUAUUGUUUCUGGUACGCAGGAGAAAUAAUAAUAAUUUACACAAGUAUUAUAUUGCAUAUUACUGACUUUAAUUUGAAUUAUUUCAAGCAAAAAAAAAACAAAAAACAAAAAACAAAAAAAAAGGAAUAUUAAGAACAAAAAACAUCAUAAGAGAAGGACUAUUUUUACAUAUCUACAAAGUAAAUAAACGUAGAAUAAUGA
This is a messenger RNA of Glossina fuscipes, 2330 nucleotides long. RefSeq names its product UDP-glucose 6-dehydrogenase (gene sgl). The coding region runs from base 288 to 1730 and encodes 480 amino acids. Gene Ontology annotation, biological process: glycosaminoglycan biosynthetic process. The record is from RefSeq and is a predicted model, not a curated record. NCBI's taxonomy places the organism in Eukaryota, Metazoa, Arthropoda, Insecta, Diptera, Glossinidae. The transcript is spliced from 5 exons. Gene Ontology annotation, molecular function: NAD binding; UDP-glucose 6-dehydrogenase activity. Gene Ontology annotation, cellular component: nucleus; cytosol.